This is a messenger RNA of Populus nigra (black poplar), 3695 nucleotides long. RefSeq names its product transcriptional corepressor SEUSS-like. The transcript has 10 exons. The record is from RefSeq and is a predicted model, not a curated record. Gene Ontology annotation, biological process: positive regulation of transcription by RNA polymerase II; negative regulation of transcription by RNA polymerase II. NCBI's taxonomy places the organism in Eukaryota, Viridiplantae, Streptophyta, Magnoliopsida, Malpighiales, Salicaceae. Gene Ontology annotation, cellular component: nucleus; transcription regulator complex. The coding region runs from base 719 to 3493 and encodes 924 amino acids.
AAAGAAUGAAAGAAGAAAAAAAUUAAAUCCUAUCGGAUACAAAUUUGACGUCCGCAAGGAGACACACAAUCUCUCUCAACUCUCUCUCUCUGAAAAAUAAUCUCCCUCUCUCUCUCUCUAGAUUCAGCAGCACACAAACAAGGACACAGAACAGCACAAACAUCUACAGAGAACUAAAAAAAGGAAAGACAACAGAGAAAGAUUAGAUUUUUGAAGAGGAUGAGUGAAACAAAACAGGACCCUGGAGUCUUGAGAGCUUUUUAACUCAAAUAAAACACCUCUUUGUAUUCAGUAAAAAGUGUUUUUUUUUCUUGUUGAGAUUGUAGUUUCAUUGAAAGAAAUCUUCUUGGGAGGAUAUCAACUUGAGUAUUGUAUUGUGAGAUUCAUGCGAGAAACAUUUAAAGAUCGCUGGUCGUGUCAAGACAGCGCGGCUGUAGAAUGUUCAGAAUCGAAGAUUCAUCUUUGCUUCUGGUCUUCUUUGGUGUGUGCCUCAUGUUUCAGAGAACGCAGCACCAUUUGCUCAGGCACAAAACAUAUUUGGCACAUACUGAGGACGUUGAUGUCUGCAGUGUUGGAUGUGGAGUUCAAGUGAUGACUAAGUCCAGCUGUCUGAGUGCUUUAUCUUGCUUUGUUAUGCAAUUUUAGGCUAUUCAAUUUAUGUUGUUUUAGAUAGUUUUGUACUCCAAAUAGUGUUUUUUUUAUUGUGAUUCUUGGUAAGAUGGUACCCUCGGGGCCGCCUACUCCAAUUGGGGGUGCCCAGUCUGUUUCUCCUUCACUUUUGAGAUCAAAUUCGGGGAUGUUGGGAGCUCAAGGUGGUCCUUUGAGUUCCCAAACAGCAUUCCCUUCUCUAAUGUCCCCCCGUACUCAGUUUAAUAACAUGAGCAUGCUUGGAAAUGUGCCCUCCCUCCUGAACCAGUCUUUUGGGAACGGAGGUCCAAAUCCUGGACUUCCUGGGCCUGGGAGCAGUCAGCGUGGAAAUAUUGAUACCGGGGCAGAGUCUGAUCCACUUUCAAAUGUUGGUAACGGAAUGGGUUUCAAUGCUCCUCCAUCGUCAUUUGUACCGUCAAAUAUGGUUAAUCCUGGACCUUCAGGUCAAGUUCAGGGACAACAGUUUUCAAGUCCUUCCGGCAACCAGUUGUUGCCCGAUCAACAACAGUCCCAACAACUUGAAGCACAAAGUUUCCAGCAUGGUCAGCAAUCAAUGCAACAGUUCUCUGGCUCUCACAACGCCCAGCAGGUGCAGCAGCAACAUCAAUUUCAAUCAAUACGAGGAGGGUUAGCUGGUGUUGGACCUGUUAAGAUGGAGCCACAUGUGACAAAUGAUCAACAUGGAGCACAGCAGCCGCAGCCACUGAGAAAUCUGGGUCCAGUCAAGUUGGAGCCACAGCAAAUUCAGAUGAUGCGAAAUUUGUCAACGGUAAAGUUGGAACCGCAACAUUCAGAUCAAUCUUUGUUUUUACAACAACAGCAUCAGCAGCAGCAGCAGCAGCAGCAGCAGCAGCAGCAGCAUCAGCAGCAGCAGCAGCAGCAGCAGCAGCAUCAGCAGCAGUUCCUUCACAUGUCAAGGCAGUCUUCUCAGCAGGCUGUUGUACAACUAAAUCUUUUGCAUCAGCAAAGGAUUCUGCAAAUGCAUCAACAACAGCAACAGCAACAGCAACAGCAGCAGCAACUUUUGAAGGCAAUACCUCAGCAAAGGCCUCAAUUACCACAACAAUUUCAACAACAGAACUUACCUUUGAGAUCUCCAGUAAAAUCAGUAUAUGAACCUGGGAUGUGUGCCCGUCGUCUCACAAAUUACAUGCAUCAACAGCAGCGCAGACCUGAAGACAAUAACAUUGAUUUCUGGAGGAAAUUUGUUUCUGAGUUCUUUGCUCCCCAUGCAAAAAAGAAGUGGUGUGUUUCUAUGUAUGGAGGUGGCCGGCAAACAGCUGGUGUUUUCCCUCAGGAUGUAUGGCAUUGUGAGAUUUGCAAUCGCAAGCCAGGCCGGGGUUUUGAGGCAACUGUUGAGGUUCUUCCCAGGCUUUUCAAAAUCAAAUAUGAAAGUGGUACCUUGGAAGAACUUCUUUAUGUUGAUAUGCCACGUGAAUAUCAGAACUCAUCCGGUCAAAUUGUUCUGGAUUAUGCGAAAGCAAUACAGGAAAGUGUUUUUGAGCAACUUCGUGUUGUUCGUGAUGGUCAACUACGGAUAGUCUUCUCUCCAGAUUUGAAGAUAUGCUCAUGGGAGUUUUGUGCUCGACGGCAUGAAGAGCUUAUACCUCGAAGAUUGUUGAUACCACAGGUAAGUCAGCUUGGUGCUGCAGCUCAAAAGUAUCAGGCUGCCGCUCAAACUGCAUCGUCCAAUUUAUCUGUCCCAGAGUUGCAAAAUAAUUGUACCAUGUUUGUUGCAUCAGCUCGACAACUGGCAAAAGCCUUGGAAGUGCCAUUAGUAAACGAUCUAGGAUAUACUAAGAGAUAUGUACGGUGCCUUCAGAUAUCAGAAGUGGUAAAUAGUAUGAAAGACUUGAUUGAUUAUAGCCGAGAAACAGGAACUGGACCAAUGGAGAGUUUGGCCAAGUUCCCUCGGAGGACAGGUUCUUCAUCUGGGUUCCAUAGUCAAGCUUCACAGCCUGAGGGACAGCAGCAGCAGCAACUGCAAACAAUACCCCAGAACUCAAAUAGUGAUCGAAGUUCAGCCCAAGUCCCAAUGCAAAUCACUGCUAGCAAUGGUAUGGCUAGUGUAAAUAACUCACUCACCACAGCAUCUACAACCACGUCUGCCAGCACUAUUGUGGGGCUUCUCCACCAAAAUUCAAUGAAUUCAAGACACCAAAAUUCUAUGAAUAAUGCAAGCAGUCCCUAUGGAGGAAACUCUGUUCAGAUUCCAUCUCCUGGUUCCUCUGGAACGAUUCCACAGGCACAACCUAAUCCUUCUCCUUUCCAGUCACCAACUCCCUCAUCAUCAAAUAAUCCUCCACAAACAUCUCAUAGUGCCUUGACAGCUUCCAAUCAUAUUAGUUCCACAAAUUCACCAGCAAACAUUCCCUUGCAACAGCCAGCUCUUUCUGGUGAGGCUGACCAUGGUGAUUCUCAAAGCUCUGUCCAGAAAAUCAUACAUGAAAUCAUGUUGUCCAACCAACUUAAUGGAAAUGGUGGAAUGGUUGGGGUUGGUUCUUUGGUGAAUGACGUGAAAAAUGUUAAUGGGAUUUUGUCAACAGGCAACAAUACGGUUCUCAAUGGAGGAAAUGGCCUGGUGGGAAAUGGGACAGUCAAUAGUUCUGGAAUAGGGGGUGCUGGAUAUGGCACCAUGGGUGGACUUGUGCAGUCUACAGUGGUCAAUGGAAUCAGAGCUGCAAUGGGUAAUAACUCUUUAAUGAAUGGUCGGAUGGGUAUGCCAUCGAUGGUACGAGACCAGAGCAUGAAUCAUCAACAUGAUUUGGGGAACCAGCUGCCUAGUGGGCUAGGAGCAGUUAAUGGGUUUAGUAAUCUUCAGUUUGAUUGGAAACCAUCCCCUUGAAGGUUCUGUUAAUUAUACUGAUGUCUCAACAGCUGCUUGUGCAGCACGAGUGUGGGCAGAAUUUCAUAAAAGAUGGCAUUACACGAAGGAAUGGCUUGAGGGCUUGCUUCCCACUUUGUACUAAAUUUUCGAGGAAAAGUAAAACAUAUAGCAUAGUGUUUUAUCAAUGAAAUAUUAAAUCCUCUUCGAGUUGCCUCAUUAA